CGCUAAUUUGAAUUUAUAUUUAAACAAAAAAAAACCGUUACAACUUUUAAAAUCAGCGCCCAAAUGUGGCACAACCUUAACGUGCCAUCAUAUGUUUAUUUGGGUAUCUAUUAAUAUUAUCAAACUCGGCAAGGCAUUCAUACGUUCAACGAAAACUGUAAACAAGCCCGCAUUAUUAAUAACUUCAAGAUCCCGUUUCUUGUUAGAAAGUACUUGUCGUGUUGGAUUCUUUAAUAGCCAAUAUCAAAUACGUCAUUAUGUGUAUUGGUGCUGAUAAGAAUGUACAUUGAGUUAAUCAGAGGUUACAACGAAUCCAUAGCAGAAAGUUUAUAUAAAAAUGUUACUGAAUAAGCUGAUUCGACUGCCGGUUUUUUUCUGUGUUAAAAAUGUAUGUAGGCACAUGGGACAUAAGCCGGACUUUACGAUGAACAACUACAACGUGGAGCGAGGGUACUAUAAUUACCCCCAAGAACAACACUUGCUAUUUUUUAAACAAUUAUUAGGAGAGAGAGUUGUUACGGACCUAUCCGAUUUAGAAAAAUACAAUGUUGACUGGUUUCUGACUUACAGAGGGUCAAGUUCGGUAGUGUUGAGACCAAAAUCAACGGAAGAAGUAUCCCAAAUUUUGGAAUACUGUAACAAAAAUAAAUUGGCAGUAUGUCCUCAGGGUGGGAACACUAGCGUCGUUGGUGGUAGUGUACCUGUUUUUGAUGAAAUCAUACUUUCAACUGAAUUAAUGGACGAUAUUAUAGAAAUAGAUCCCACUGCCGGUACUGUGAUAUGUCAAGCGGGUUGCAUUUUGGAAAAUUUAAAUAACAGGUUAUCAGAAGAAGGGUUAAUCGCACCGGUUGAUUUAGGGGCCAAAGGUUCUUGUCACAUCGGAGGAAAUGUAGCCACCAAUGCUGGCGGCAAAAGACUUUUGCGAUAUGGCAAUCUUCAUGGUAAUGUCUUAGGAUUAGAAGUGGUGAAAGCCAACGGUGAAAUAAUCGACAGUUUGGCCACUUUAAAAAAGAACAACACAGGAUUUCACAUAAAAAAUCUAUUUAUCGGCUCGGAAGGCACUUUAGGGCUUAUUACCAAGGUGGCUCUGUUGUGUCCCACCCUACCGAAGUCUGUCAACGUAGCUUUUUUGGGUUGCCAGAAUUACGAAAGGGUAUUGCAAACACUUAAGAAAUCGAAAGAAGAUCUGGGUGAAAUUUUGUCAGCUUUUGAGGUAAUGGAUGCCGAUUCGAUUGAUUUAUUAGAGAGGGAAACACACAUAAAAUCUCCCAUAGGUAAAUACCCAUUUUACGUCUUAAUCGAAACAUCUGGUAGCAACGAAGCGCAUGACGGGGAAAAAGUGAGCCAGUUCCUUGAUUCUAGUUUGGAGACUGAUCUCGUGGUAAACGGAACUGUAACCAACGAACCAACAAAAGUUGAGGCAAUUUGGAGUAUCAGGGAAAAAAUUCCAGACGGAAUUAGACAGUGUGGAUAUUCUUAUUCGUAUGACGUCACGUUGCCCCUGACAAGCUUUUUCCAAAUUGUGGACGACACAAAAACACAUUUUGGAAAACAAGCGGAUGUAGUUUGCGGCUUUGGGCACUUAGGCGACGGAAAUUUGCACCUUAUAGUUACCGCACACAGCUACGAUAAACAAUUUAAAGAGUCGUUAGAGGCGUUUGUUAUAAAGAAAACUUUAGAUCUGCGCGGAAGCAUUAGCGCCGAACACGGCAUGGGUUUUCAAAAAGCGAAAUAUUUGAAUUUGGUUAAUUCAAAGGGUCCGUUUAAUAUGAUGAAAGAACUAAAACGAAUAAUGGAUCCCAAUCGGAUCCUAAAUCCUUAUAAAGUAUUUCCGUGAGAGCAGCAGCUUGCAUAAAAUAUUUUCUUUGUAAAAUUAUGUAAUAUAUUUCCUUUUUGCGAUGAAACUAUCAAACUAAAUUGUGAUUUGCUUAAAUACUCCGGAAAUUCUAAACAAACAUCAUUUUAUGCAACCGGUAUGCAACUUAAAUAUCGCUUGGAACACGAUGGACUGGUUAUAACAACGUAUACAAAGUGGAUCACGUUGAAAGGUCUACAGGGUUCAGUCCUGAUCGAUGAUAAUUUAAACUGGGCUGAGCAUAUUAAUUUUAUAUCAAAUACAAUUUGGUGUGUGCCGUAUAUAAAAGCCGAAAUUAUCUGAAUUACGAUAGUAAAAUGAAUAUUUACAAUUCUUAGUUUGUAUCACAUAUGAGAUAUAUAAUUCCAAUAUGGGGUGUAUGUGGCGCAACUUAUUUUAAGAAAAUGUAAACUCUACAAAAUAAAUUCCUAAAAAAUUUUAUUUAAUUAUGAUCGUCGCACACAUACAGAAAAUUUGUAUAGAGAAUUGGACAUUUAUAAAAUAAACAAAUUGAUUAAGUUAGAAAGAACAAUGCAAAUUUAUGUAUUAGGUGAUAAAUAAAAUACAAAAGUCUAACAUGAGGGUUAUAUUUAAUAAAGACGUUCACAUGUAUGACAACAUAUCUCAUAACGAUAUUUACAAUUACUAAUAACGGACUUCCAAAUCCAGUAUUUCAAGCAGCCUGUACUUAUAAUAAGCUUCCAGAAAAUGU
Molecule: messenger RNA, 2567 nt
Organism: Cylas formicarius (sweet potato weevil)
Lineage: Eukaryota; Metazoa; Arthropoda; Insecta; Coleoptera; Brentidae
Gene: D2hgdh
Product: D-2-hydroxyglutarate dehydrogenase, mitochondrial
Exons: 8
Coding region: 338-1837 (499 amino acids)
Cellular component (GO): mitochondrion
Molecular function (GO): catalytic activity; FAD binding
Source: RefSeq, a predicted model, not a curated record